UUCUGGUUUCAUCAUGGGUUCGAGGUCGAACAUGUGUUUAAUGUCUUCCUCGACAUUUUCAUCACUGUCGCUAUCGGAGGAGUUCAGAUUUUGCUGUCAGCUAUGAGCCCGCCCCUCACCUCGCACCCGCACUGCAUCAGCUGGCAGCGCCGCCUCCCGCACAUCGGCCCCAAGAACAUGGGAAACGCAUCUUUGCGAGUGGAUCGCGUCCUCGGCCAAGGGGCCUUCGCGACCGUUUAUCAGGCUACCGACCCUGCCAGCUCCGACAAGAUGGUGCUCAAGGUGCAGAAACCGGCCAAUCCCUGGGAGUUUUACAUCCACAGCCAGCUCGACCGUCGCCUGCCUCCGUCCAUCCGUCAUCUGUUCAGCCGCGCCCGCUCGGCUCACGUGUUCACGGACGGCAGCGUCCUCCUGGACGAGCUGCACAGCUACGGCACCCUGUUGAACGCGGUGAACGUUUACAAAGGUAUCGGUGACAAAGUGAUGCCGCAGCCUCUUGUCAUCUACUUCACCAUCUGCAUCCUCCGAAUGCUGGAAGAACUCCACGCGGCACGAAUCAUCCACGCCGACGUCAAGCCAGACAACUUCAUGCUCGGACAAAGGUUCCCGGACGACGACGACUUUGAGCCGGAGAACCUGAAGCACGGUCUGGUCCUCAUUGACCUUGGUCAGAGCAUCGACAUGGAUCUCUUCCCGGCGGGCACGGCUUUCACGACCACGUGCUUGACGUCCGGCUUCCGGUGCACGCAGAUGCUCAGCGAGAAACCUUGGAACUACCAGACCGACUACUUUGGCGUGGCGGGCACAGUUCACGUCAUGCUGCUGGGGACGUACAUGCAGGUUGUGGAAGAAGAUGGCGUGUGGAGGACCUGUGCCACGUUUCGCAGGAAUCCUCACAGCGACAUGUGGCUGCAUUUGUUCCUGAGAAAUUUACAGUAUUACAAAAGGAGUCACUAGUUUAAAACAUUGAAA
This is a messenger RNA of Syngnathoides biaculeatus (alligator pipefish), 972 nucleotides long. Its product is annotated as mitotic checkpoint serine/threonine-protein kinase BUB1-like. Gene Ontology annotation, biological process: mitotic spindle assembly checkpoint signaling; meiotic sister chromatid cohesion, centromeric; protein phosphorylation. Gene Ontology annotation, molecular function: protein kinase activity; ATP binding. NCBI's taxonomy places the organism in Eukaryota, Metazoa, Chordata, Actinopteri, Syngnathiformes, Syngnathidae. The record is from RefSeq and is a predicted model, not a curated record.